UCUGUUUGUUUUGGCGGUGUUUUUGUUGUUGUUGUUUUUUAUCAGUGAAAACCAGAUCUGCUCAAGUUUGCCAUCACGAGAAAAGGAAAAAGCAGCACAUUUUGACAUUUGAGUCUCAAAGAAUAAUUAAUACUCGUGAUUUCUUUUUUUCUGACUGUAAAUGACUGGCAGCAAAUUUAAAUUAUGCAAACCAGCUGCAAAAAACUGCAUUUGCCUGCUUUAUUUGUUAUGAAAAUCAUAACAAGUAAACUGUUUUUCUCUAGGCCUUGUAUGUUUAUUUUUGUGUUUUUAAGCUAUUAAUUUGACAGAAUACAAUUUGAAAACAUUCAUUAGCAAUAAACUUAAACUUGUUUCUUCUGUUUUCAGCAGCCUGCAGAAAAUUAAACCACACUUUAGGAAACGUGUGGAGUCCUUUUUUCCUCCUGUUUCUUUUCCUUUUACUCUGUCCUAUCCCGACCACCUCACCCUCUGUUUCCACGUCUGUCCCCCCUCAUCAUUGCCACUCUUUCCUAUUUUGGGCCACGUCCAUCUGUCUCCGGCUCAUUUCCCCUGCCCUCACAUCCAGUGACAUGGCCUCGGCUGAGUCACCGCAGUCCAGUGUCCUUCAGGAUGAGCUCACCUGUCCGGUGUGCUUGGACUUGUACCGGGACCCUCACUUGCUUCCUUGCGGGCACAACUUCUGCAAGACUUGCCUCGAUCGCCUAAAGCGGCAGGCAGAGCGGAGUCACUUCCGCUGUCCAGAAUGCCGUAACAGCCACCAGUGUAACACCAACUUUCAGAAAAACUUUAAACUUGCCAAUAUCGCCGAUGACUACCGUCACAGGCGCAGGGUUCGUGCCAUGCCUCCCACAGCUUUAAAAUCAAGGGAUCUGCCGUCGUCUUCUCUCGUGCCACAACCUUGCAGGAAUGGGAUUGCUGUGCCAUGUGACUACUGCCCUUCAGGCUCUGCCGAGGCACCGGCUGUCAGUGCUGCUGUGGACUGCUCUUCUGCUGCUUCUGUUUCUCAACAAGGGGGUGAUAGCGAGGGAGCAGCAGCUGCUGCUGCUGCCGCUUCGAUGUUUGCAGUAAAGACCUGCUUGAAAUGCGAGGUGUCGAUGUGCCAAGAGCAUUUAAAGCCACAUCUGGAACUGCCGGCAUUCCGCAUGCAUCCUCUCACCGAGCCGAUGAAUGACUUCUGGAAGAGGAAGUGCCGUGAUCAUGAUGAGAUCUACAGAUACUACUGCAUUGAUGACAAGAUAUGUGUGUGCAACGCCUGUACCAUAGAGGGAGGACACUCAGGACACACGAUCAAGACUCUGAAAAAUACAAUGAAGGAUAUAAAGGGGGUGCUGGACAAGCAGCUGUACAGGAUAGAAAGGAAGUACAGCAUGGCUGAGAAAAAAUUCCAGGAGCAGAAGGAGAAGGAGCGGCACAGUAAAGUGUGCCUCUUGCCUCACCUGAUACUGCGCUCUGAAUCAACCAGCUCCACCUUUCCCAUCAGCAGUCAGGCAAAGAGCACAGCCCAGAAACAAACUGUCACUUCUUUUGUCUUGGUGCACUUUAGUUACCGCAGGCAGCUAAGGAAAAACAUGUUUUACCCAGAGUAUGUCGACAUGGAGACGGAGGGUGUGGGAAUGACGAUGGAAGAGGAAAUGAGAAAAUUUCUGGAAGAUGAGCUCCGGCCUCACAUUAGCGAUGCUAUCAAUUCCCUGUGCUACGUUUCUGAUCCUGAGGAGGAGCAGGACGAGAAUGAGGAAGAGGCUCCGGAGGAGGACGAGGAGGAGGACGAUGAAGAUGAAGACGACCUAGAUGACAGCAGCGAAGAGGAAAUGAGAAGCGAGGGGGAGGAGGAGGAAGACGAUGAGGAGGAAGAUGGGGUGGGACCGCAUGAUGAUGAUUACAGCCCGGAGGAAGAGGAGGAGGAGGAGGAUGUUGAAGAGGAGGAGGAAGAAGAAGAAGAGGAUGGGGAUGAGGAGGAGGAUGACGAAGAAAGAGGAGUUUAAUAGCAUUAUUUUCCACCUAAUGAAGCACUUUGAAGUCGAUUCUCGACUGUGGAUGAGUGCACAGUCACAUGACAAAUCGCUAGUCUUCGUGUUCGCAGAAUGUGAAGAUUAAGACUCAAGAAGCCCCACAAUUUGCCUCUAACCCUCACACAGCAUCCAGACACAUGCCGGGCAGUGAAAGCCUCCAGUUCAGCUGGACUUGAAAUAAAUCAAGGGCUGAGAAUGUGUUGAAGUGACUUUCACCCUAAACAUGUGUCGCACACUGGCAAACCUAAUUCAGGUGCUUUCCUUUAGAAUCAUUCGCUGUACAUGAAUGUGAAUGUAUAACGGCUCAGUUUGGGAAACCUUUGCACGUCUGUGACGCCAGAUUUUCGAGCACUUUGCCAAAAAGAUUUUUUAGAAAGUGUGAGAAUUUACUCUUUCACCUUGUUAGCUAGAUUCGCUCUAGCUUGAUUGAAGAACUUUCUGCAAAACGUUUGAUACAACAAUAGCUCCAAAGAAAGCCCUUUGAUCAGAACUUCUGCUGAAGGCUCUGAGAAAUCUGCUGGAACAGAACCCGUGUAUGAGCUUGUGAUUGUUUCAGCAUUGUAAGCCAAAGAGAAAAGGUUGUGAGUGAGAGUGUGUGUGCAUGCAUACUUUAGGAGAUGUUUGUCUGCUUGGCAUGGUGUUUAAAGAAAUGUGCUAACAGAAGUUUACUGCAGAAUGACUUUUUGCUUUUUGUGCUUUAAAAGCAGUUAACGCAUUUACAAACAUGUAAAAACAAAAAUAAUUGUUCCUAUGCACAGUUCAUACAUUCUUCUUAAAAUACCAGUUUUAGGUGAUGUGUACUUUCGCACUUUACUACUGUUAAGGCUGUGGUACACCUGAAACCCUUGAAUGUCGACAGCUGAUUUCCAUUUUGAUAAAAUUAUUUGAGGGGCCAAACUUCAGGAAUUGUAAAAAUUAAAAAUAAUAAUAAAAGCCUGGUGAAUGUG
This is a messenger RNA of Neolamprologus brichardi, 2956 nucleotides long. NCBI's taxonomy places the organism in Eukaryota, Metazoa, Chordata, Actinopteri, Cichliformes, Cichlidae. The record is from RefSeq and is a predicted model, not a curated record.